This is a messenger RNA of Procambarus clarkii (red swamp crayfish), 1267 nucleotides long. RefSeq lists its product as uncharacterized. NCBI's taxonomy places the organism in Eukaryota, Metazoa, Arthropoda, Malacostraca, Decapoda, Cambaridae. The record is from RefSeq and is a predicted model, not a curated record.
ACCCUGGCACCAGCCUCACGCCCCUCACUCAGUAUCACGCUCUCGCCACACCUGCAAGCUCGCUACACCUACGCAUGUACGCUGGCUACACCUACACCUGCACGCUUGAUACACCUACACCUUUACGUCCGUGCCACCUCUUUGGUGGCUUAAUCUUUAUCAAUCACUUACACCUGCAUGCUGGUUAAGCCCACACGUGUACGCUCGCUCCCACCAUACCUGCACACUCACUACUCUCACACCUACACAUUACACACUUAAAAACUCACACUUAAAAACACUCGCUACACCCACAAACAACUAUAUAUCUGCACCAGAAAAAAAGAAACCUUCCUGGUAGGGGGACAGGUGAAGCAACAGGAAUAUAGGCUAGCCGGCCGUACUGACUAGUGAGGACCACAACGAUGAGGCUCCCUGCGGCGUGGCUGCUGACGGCGGCGCUGCUGGGCGUCCAGCAUACAGCGAAGGGCGCCCAGAACAUGGGACCCAAAAAAGAACUACCUGACGAUACACUCUUCAACGAUCCCGCCGUCUUCUGUGAGGGCUGUUACGGUAUGGUGCAGGAGUUGUACAAGCUGAUGGAAAUGUGGGGCAAGGAGAAGGGCUCGCUGGAGGAUCACAUCGACGCCGCGCUCCUGGCCGUCUGUAGCACUGAUCGACUUAGAGCCUACGUCCUCUCGCCGCCCAAGAUGAUGCGACUCUGUUCCGGCAUCAGAGCUCACUACGAGGACGACUUGGGACUAGCCUUACUCACCCACUAUUCGGCAAAGAAGAGAGCCAAUGUGGACAAGAUAUUCGAGUCUGUCUGCAGGAAGGCCAUACCGGCGUGUCCCAGGAACACCAAGCCCAUGUCAGUAGCCAGGCAGGAAAAACGAGAGAAGGAAACUAAUGAACCCAACAAGAAGGACAAGAAAAUGAAGACUGAAACGAAAGAAGUCAAAAUUGAGAGAAAAAGUUCCAGUGAGAAGAAAAAAGAUGAAUUGUAAACGUUUCUCUGUCUGAGGCCAGGGGUGCCAGAGGCCAGGGGUGCCAGAGGCCAGGGGUGCCAGAGGCCAGGGGUGCCAGAGGCCAAGGGGUGCCAGAGGCCAGGGGUGCCAGAGGCCAGGGGUGCCAGAGGCCAGGGGUGCCAGAGGCCAAGGGGUGCCAGAGGCCAGGGCGCUUGGCACGCUCUUGACCAUCUAGUGUUCUCAGAAACAGAGUACCGGUUGCAUAAUGCUGUUCACGUCUGUCUUUAUACAUUUAGCGAAAGUAAAUGACCGAUAACAAA